Molecule: messenger RNA, 835 nt
Organism: Eucalyptus grandis
Lineage: Eukaryota; Viridiplantae; Streptophyta; Magnoliopsida; Myrtales; Myrtaceae
Product: salicylate carboxymethyltransferase-like
Exons: 4
Coding region: 20-835 (271 amino acids)
Biological process (GO): methylation
Molecular function (GO): S-adenosylmethionine-dependent methyltransferase activity
Source: RefSeq, a predicted model, not a curated record
AUUCACACAACAAUUCCCCAUGAAAGAAGGAAUGGGAGAAACAAGUUAUGCUAACAACUCAUUACUUCAGAGAAAGGUGAUAUCGAUGACAAAGCCUAUAACAGAGGCAGCCAUCACAGCUUUCUUCUCCACUAUCGCCGCUACCAUCCCGGCAAGCCUCACCAUCGCAGACUUGGGCUGUUCCUGCGGCGCCAACAGUCUCUUCGCUGUGUCUGAGAUCAUAAGCAUCAUGAUCGAUCUGUGCAAUGCGAAGAAGCACGAGCUACCGGAGUUCCAAGUGUUCUUGAAUGAUCUCCCGGGGAAUGACUUCAACACCCUCUUCAGCAGCUUCUUGCCGAGAUUCCAAGAGAAGCUAAGUGAGCAAAUGAAGAGCAAGUAUGGAGCAUCCGCGGUGUUGGCAUGCUUCUUCAAUGGCGUUCCCGGUUCGUUCUGCGGGAGAUUGUUCGCUUGGGAGAGUCUGCACUUCAUUCAUUCUUCGUACAGCCUUCAUUGGCUGUCUCAGGGAAUCAUAGAAGAAGAGAAACUCGACUCCUUCAACGUCCCUUAUUACACACCCUCACCAAAAGAAGUACGCCGGGAGGUUGAAAAGCAAGGGUCAUUCUCAAUCGAUUGCUUGGAGGUGUUUGAAGUGAAUCGGGAUGUAUUUGAGACCGAUUUCGACCCUAAUGUUGUCUCAAAGGAAGCGGCGGACAAAAUAGUUGGGAGCCUAAGAGCUAUAGCCGAGCCCUUGCUCGUUCAUCACUUUGGUGAAGAGAUCAUCAAUGAGGUUUUCGAGAGGUUCAGGGCUAAACUUGGCAACCGCUUUUCCAAGGAAAAGAUUCCAUUGGGAAGUUGA